UGCAUAAAUCAGGGCUUAUAGAUCAACGCUUUCUUUGGACUGUAUCAAAUCCAGUUUGCCGUGGCAAGGGAGCUCUAAAUCACAAGUUUACUUCAAGCUCGUUUUCUUUAUGAAGUUUUCUGUGGUCAACAUUGCCCUUUAAAAUGGGAUUCUGCGGGAUUCGAAGAGUUGGAGAGUGUGUUGUGCUUGCUUUUCUGUUCUAUUCGGUUCAAUCUACGACUACGAAGUAUUACACUUACGAAGAGGAUGCGCCUGGGACAGAAAUUGGAAAUCUCUCUCUGGAUUUAAAGAUAGACCCAGCUGAGGACCCGGAAACAUCUUUCCGCUUCAUGCAGGAGACUAAUUCGUCCGUGAUUCAAAUGAGGGAGAUUGAUGGACUUUUAACUGUUGGGGAAUCGAUUGACCGGGAGCAGCUUUGCCCAAGGUCCCCGCGGUGUUUUGUCACCUUCGACAUUGUUGCUUUCUCUAAAGAAAAGUUUCAGCUGAUUCACGUAGAGAUCGAGGUGAGGGACAUAAACGACAACUCUCCCCAGUUUCUCCACAACGAGACAACCGUUGAGAUAUCCGAGAAUGUUCUGGUAGACUCCCGGUUCCCGUUGGACAUUGCUGUUGACCACGAUGUCGGCAAUAACUACAUCCAAAGUUACCAUAUCUCUCCCUCCAGCCAUUUCAUAGUUGAUGUGCGCAGCAGGGAGGAUGGGGUAAAGUAUGCUGAACUUGUGCUUGUGAAAGCAAUGGACAGAGAGGCUGAAGAUUCCUAUACAAUUGAAGUGACGGCAACAGACGGGGGAGAGCCACCAAGGUCUGGAUCAAUGACUGUUCAUAUCAAAGUGUUGGAUUUUAAUGAUAACAGUCCAACUUUUGAGCACAACUCACUAAAAGUUGAACUUUAUGAAGAUUCACCUCUUGGUUAUCAAGUUCUGAAAGUGCACGCGUUUGACCCAGAUGCUGGCGUGAACGGCGAGGUAGUGUACGGCCUUGUAGAGGACCCAUCGUCUGAAUCGACGCGCGUUUUUAAUAUUGACCGAAUUUCCGGUGCUGUAACACUGAAAACAUUGGUUGAUUAUGAAAAGAAGAGGUCCUAUGAACUGAACAUUAAAGCAUCCGAUUUAGGCACAAACUCCAUCCCGUCGACCUGCAGAGUUGUUGUGGAUGUUGUUGACGUAAAUGAUAACGCACCAGAAAUCAAAAUUAAGCCAAUGACCUCGACCAGCGACGGUGUAGCCUACAUCACUGAGGCGGCGGCAGGGGAAAGUUUUGUGGCACUGAUCAGCACGUCGGACAGCGACUCGGGCUCCAACGGUUAUGUGCGCAGCAGCCUACACGGGCACGAGCAUUUCAAAUUGCAACAGGCCUACGGGGACACAUUCAUGAUAGUAACAACCACCACUUUAGACAGAGAGAAGAUCCCGGAGUAUAACCUGACUGUAGUGGCUGAAGACCUCGGAACGCCGCCUUUCAAAACAAUCAGGCAGUAUACCAUCAGGGUGACGGAUGAGAACGACAACCCUCCGCUCUUCAGCAAGUCAAUUUAUGAAGUGUCCGUAAUGGAAAACAACAUCCCCGGGUCAUAUAUAACCACUGUUGUGGCACGCGACCUUGACGUAGGCAAAAACGCCAAAGUUUCCUACCAGCUCGUGGACUCGGAGGUCGCGGGCGCCGGCUCCAUAUCGACAUUUGUGUCCAUUGACCUGGUGUCGGGGUCACUGUACAGUCUGAGAUCAUUUGAUUUUGAAACAUUGCAGCAGAUUGAAUUCACCAUUCGGGCUGAUGACAAAGGCUUGCCUCAGCUGUCAAGCACAUCUGUGAUCAGACUCAAAGUGGUUGAUCAGAAUGACAACUACCCCUAUUUCACCUCCCCGGUUAUGCUGAACGACUCCGCUGAAGUCCCCCUGCCUGUCAACGCGCCACUGGGGUACCUCGCCCUUCGGGUCAACGGCGAGGACCGGGACCAGGGUUUAAACGGCGAGCUCAGCUACAGGAUCGUACAAGGCCACUCCAAGCUAUUUUCAAUAAACAAAGACACCGGAGAAAUCGCCCUGAAACAGGCUCUGACGUCGGCUGUCGGCGACGUUCUGGAAAUCAAGGUGGCGGUGAGCGACAACGGGCGGUCCCCUCUCUCCAGCAGCGCCGCCAUUCGCUUUGUUGUCACAGACUCACAGCUCUCGAACGACCGGGUCGUCAUUGUGCCCAGGUCACGUUAUGAGGAAGAUGCGGGCUUGAAUGCCUCCGUCGUGGUUAUCAUUAUGCUCGGGGGGGGCUGCGCUCUGCUUCUGGUUGCCAUCGUGAUUGUGGUCGUCACAUGCAAGCUGAACCGAGGAGGCAAAGGCUUGGACUCCAAGAGAGACGUGACUCACAGCGUGUUUGACUCCAGGCGUCUUCCCGGACUCAACUGUACAGAAGCCAACAUGUACGGCGGCUCCAGGGGCUUCCUGAACGAAGGGAACUCCACAUCUCCCGAGUCGUCCUGCCUGUAUGAGGAGAAGAGUGGAGACCUGGAGUCGCAGAUGUUCCUGCCUCCCAAGCCUUUCCAACCAACAUCAAUGUGGCAAGGGGAAAAAUACUGCCUGCAAAUGAGUGGCAUUGACCAGCAGAGUGUGAAGGACAGUGGCAAAGGAGACAGUGACUUCAAUGACAGUGACUCUGACAUCAGUGGAGACGGAGGCAAGAGAAGCCUGAGCACCUUCCAGCCCUGGGCCAAGAGUUCAUCCCACACAGCUAACGCCGUCGCUGUGGAUUGGCAAGGCCCUUACUGUGUCAUACCAACCCAAGGCUUCCAGCCCUCCAGAGACGGUGCUACACAAUAGGCUUUUCCCCAAGCGGCGGUCUACAACCGUCCCGCAUGCCUACCCGCAGUCCUGGAAAGAGUCCGGCUACAACACUAGCGUUCCCAAAACAAGGAGUCCCAUGCAGACGUUCUCCCACCACACGGGAACACUCCCCUCGUACUUCGCCCAUCAGAGGAGGCAGUGUGCCGCGGGGCUCGCUGAAGUUCAGGAGCACCGGCAGGAUGUUUUGACAGUGGCGACCAUUUCGGAAGUCGCCACUAUUUUCUAAACAGCCUGCAAAGUCAGUGUAAUUGGUUAUUUAUAGAUACGGUAGUAUUUACCAGGUUGUAAGUACUGGUCAGAGAGGAGAGUGUAAAUACUGUACAGCUAGUUUGAAUAUGUAAAUGUCGUGUUUAAAAAAAAAGAAAAGCAGCUAGAUUGCAUAAUAGAAACAGCUAUAUUUUUUUUUUGUAUUAAAAGAGAAUGUACAUAUAGGUAUUUGUUGUUGCAAUGUUUGCA
This is a messenger RNA of Esox lucius (northern pike), 3287 nucleotides long. It is a transcript of the gene pcdh8.1, whose product is annotated as protocadherin 8. Gene Ontology annotation, biological process: homophilic cell-cell adhesion. Lineage: Eukaryota; Metazoa; Chordata; Actinopteri; Esociformes; Esocidae. The record is from RefSeq and is a predicted model, not a curated record. Bases 144 to 2807 code for a protein of 887 amino acids. Gene Ontology annotation, molecular function: calcium ion binding. Gene Ontology annotation, cellular component: plasma membrane. The transcript has 4 exons.